AUGUCGAGAGUUCAUAUCUCUAAAGUUCUUAAAGGUAACGUUUCCCUCACCACUGGAAAACGAUUAAAAAGUAAAGAAAAAUUCCCAAACGAUAAUAGUGAAAGACCAUUUUUUUGUGAAUCUUGUGGAAGAGGUUUUUACAGACUAGAACAUAAAAAGAGACAUUUAAAAAUUCAUACUGGUGAAAAACCAUAUAAAUGUAAAUUUGAACAAUGCAUCAAAAGUUUUAGUAGAAGUGAUGAAUUGCGUAGACAUUCAAAAAUACAUAUUUCGCCUGCUACUAAAUUAAGCCCUAAUAACAUCAUUAGAACCUAUUCUCCGGUGUCAUCUUCGGAAAAUAGCAAUACUACGAUGACUGCAACCACUCCAAAGAGAUGUUAUAAAAAGAGACAAUCUAAAAGUAAAUAUACAAUCCCUUUAACCCCCAUUUCUUCAAUGACAGAUAUUAAGAGUAAGUACGCACCUCUUCCUCAGUCAUCUCAAAUUUACACAGAAGCUCCAGUAGAUAACAAUGUUGCUGCCACUUUAGCUACUCUAAAAAGAACAGCCGUACUACCAUCUUCAAACAAUAAGCAAGCUAAAGCAGAUGUCAUUUUUAAAUUUUCUGACAGUGACAAUACAUCUACUUCUUAUGGCAGUGAUAAUGAAAUCAGUGGUAUCUCUUUCGAUACCUCAAAUCCAUCACCUCCUUCUGGAGUAUCAUUAACUUCAUUCAAUACGAAUUAUUUCCCUUCAACUUUAUCUUCUAAUAAUAUUUUAAAUAUUAAAACGAGUUUACCUCCAUUAAGAACAAUUCUAAAAGGUAUUGAAAUAUUUGAAAGUAACAAUUGA
Messenger RNA from Tetrapisispora phaffii CBS 4417, 831 nucleotides. Its product is annotated as C2H2-type zinc finger protein. The transcript has a single exon. Gene Ontology annotation, molecular function: RNA polymerase II cis-regulatory region sequence-specific DNA binding. NCBI's taxonomy places the organism in Eukaryota, Fungi, Ascomycota, Saccharomycetes, Saccharomycetales, Saccharomycetaceae. Gene Ontology annotation, cellular component: cytoplasm; nucleus. The coding region runs from base 1 to 831 and encodes 276 amino acids. The record is from RefSeq and is a predicted model, not a curated record.